AUGACGGCGAGCUUGGGAGGCUGGGAUGGUGACCCCGCAACGAUGAGCUUGGGAGGCUGGGAUGGCGAUGGCACCGAAGCCGAGAAGAAAACAAUUAACAUCUCGAACGAUAACCGAGAAGUCAUCAUUUUGGAAGAAUUUCGGUACACAAACAACGGUCGCCUUUCAAUCAACGUUUCUUCAGUGUCCAUUAACCCCACCACCGCCAACGCCUCCCGUUUGGCGUUCUUCCUUUCCCCGUCGCCGUUCCUGGGCGAAGCCCUCCACAGAAUGAACGAGGGAUCCGAUUACUGCGUGUUUGAUCAGCCCUACGUGAACCCCAUUUUCACGUUAGACCAUGUUUCUGGGUAUCCCGGCAUGUCAAUAGAAAAGCUGUUUACUAUCUCAAAAGCGGAGGUGUAUUUCCUUUUCUUUGUCAAUUGUGAAAAGAAGGCUUCCGUGACGGCGAGUUUGAGUAUUGAGAUGUACAAUAUCGAGAGGAAUGGUAAGAGGAAUUACCUCUCGGACGGGUCCGGAUUGUUGCCAUCAAUUUUCUUGGCCUCCACCAUGGCCUAUUCUCUCCUGUUCUUAUGGUGGGCUAUACAUUGCCACCUCUACAACCGAAAAUCCACCAAAACCAUCCAUGGUUUGAUGGCCGCAUUGCUUCUCUCUCGCGCCCUCGACUCCCUCUGCCUCUCCCUAGAACAAGAGACCAUCAAACGCACCGGCUCGCCUCACGGGUGGCAAUUCUUGCUGUAUUUCCUACACACAAUCCGGUCAUUGUUGCUAGUAUUGGUCGUGCUUCUCAUCGGGGCGGGUUGGACCGUCUUGAAGCCGUUUGUGCACAAGGAAGGGCAAGCGGCGUUGGGGUUAGGGAUGCUAGUACAAAUAGUGUCUAGCGUUAUGUACAUCCUCAAAUGGGAAACCGGGCUGUUCGUUGAUGGCUAUUUUGCGUACACUAUCCUUUUGUUUAUACUCGACUUCGUUUCGUGUUGGCUUCUCCUUUUGCCCAUUGGUUCAACGAUGAGGGAGUUGAAGAGGAACGCAGACACGGAAGGGAAAGCGGCGAGGAGCCUAGAGAUGUUGAAGUGUUUUAGGAACUUGUUCAUUGGGAUUUUUGUCUACAUUUUGAUCACUAGAGUGGCGUUGUCAAUUCUCCAGUUUAAGGCUUCUACUAAUGGGUGGAGGGAUCGGUGGGUGCUUACUAUUGUUGAGCAGGUAAUCAAUGUGGUGUGUUAUUGGGGGCUUUUCUUCAUGUUUCGACCAACUAGGAGAGAUUAUCCUUUUGUGGCCACCGACCAUGAUGAAGAAGCCGCGCGAGCCGAGCUCGAGAUUAUGUAUGAUUACACCAAAUUCUAUGAGUGA
Messenger RNA from Ipomoea nil (Japanese morning glory), 1344 nucleotides. RefSeq lists its product as uncharacterized. NCBI's taxonomy places the organism in Eukaryota, Viridiplantae, Streptophyta, Magnoliopsida, Solanales, Convolvulaceae. Gene Ontology annotation, biological process: transport. The coding region runs from base 1 to 1344 and encodes 447 amino acids. The transcript has 2 exons. The record is from RefSeq and is a predicted model, not a curated record. Gene Ontology annotation, cellular component: Golgi apparatus; membrane.